Tripterygium wilfordii is the source of this 1682-nucleotide messenger RNA. RefSeq names its product transcription factor TCP19-like. Gene Ontology annotation, cellular component: nucleus. NCBI's taxonomy places the organism in Eukaryota, Viridiplantae, Streptophyta, Magnoliopsida, Celastrales, Celastraceae. Gene Ontology annotation, molecular function: sequence-specific DNA binding; DNA-binding transcription factor activity. Bases 511 to 1503 code for a protein of 330 amino acids. The transcript has a single exon. The record is from RefSeq and is a predicted model, not a curated record.
CCGUAUGUAAAAAUAAAGUUGGAUAAGUUACGUGUGACAAUCUUUUUUUUUUUGUAAGGCAAACAAAGAGACAAUCUAGUGGCACCUGACUCAAGCAGACCAUUUCCGCCGUUGAUUAAUGUGCCUUCUCGGUUCAUAAAUAUGGGCCCCUCGCCUAGGUAGGGCUCACAAAGACGAUAAGUGGGGCUAGGGUUUUGUUUCUCUCUCUUCUUUUCCUUCUGUUCGUUCUUCUCUUAUUUAGUUGCAGCAAUUAUCUGUUUCAAUGACCGAUAGUCUGCGAAAUCUUACGCAACGCAAGAGAAGCACAUGCAGUCAACGUAUUCUUUAGCCAAAAUAAGAUAGGGUUAGGGUUUUGCAGUGUUCCUUCCAAAUCGGAAAUUGAAAAUAAGGAUCUUUCCUUUUGGGGUUGAGUCCUUUUCUUCUUUUCUGGGUUUAAUUCUACGUUUUGAGAUUCUAUUGAAUCCUUAAAACUUCAAAAUUUUUGCUUUUUUGUUGGGUUAUAGGUUAAAUAUGGGUAGGGAUGAACUCGAGAACAAUCACAACAUCGCCAUCAUCACCGACGAGGAGGAGCAGAGUGACAGAACCACUAUCCCCAACACCGAUUUUUCUCCGGAACCAUCGGUGGUGGACCAACCAAGAGCCGUACCGGAACCAUUGAAAGAAGAAUUUACAGAUUCAGAUGGCAAAGAAUUGGACAACUCUUCUCUCGCGGUCGUUCAAGUGCCAGAACCGGCAAAUCGUUCUCUGGUGGCUCGCAGGCCGUCCAAGGACCGCCACACGAAAGUAGAAGGCCGGGGCCGUAGGAUCAGAAUGCCAGCCACGUGUGCGGCCAGGAUUUUUCAGCUAACUCGGGAACUCGGCCACAGGUCCGACGGCGAAACCAUUAGAUGGCUCUUGGAGCACGCGGAGCCAGCCAUCAUUGAAGCCACUGGCACAGGCACCGUACCUGCUAUCGCAGUUUCCGUCAACGGCACUCUGAAAAUCCCCACAACCUCUCCGGCGAAACCAGACGGUGAAUUGCCUAGAAAGAGACGGAAGAGAGCGUCAAAUAGCGAGUUCAUUGAUAUGAAUGAACAGGGCUCGGUCUCUUCUGGGCUGGCACCAGUUACGCCAAUGACCUCACAAGGGCUGGUUCCUUUAUGGCCUAUGAGCACGUUUAUGUUGCCACAAUCAGGUAAUGGCCCAGCUGGGACCAACCAACCUCAAUUUUGGGCAAUACCAGCUAAUGCAGCCCCCUUUUUCAAUGUUGCGGCUCGACCCAUCUCGACUUUUGUGUCAUCAAUGCAGCCUGCGGUUCAGUGGGUUGGUUCGAUUGGGUCUGGUGGGUCUGCUACAAUGGCUUCAAGUCCCAGUUCAGCAACAAGUAGAAUUGCUGCUGGUGUUGCCUCUCCAUCAAAUACAACUGCAACUGCUCCAACACAGAUGCUUAGGGACUUUUCUUUGGAGAUAUAUGAUAAGAAGGAGCUUCAAUUCUUGGGUCACCCUGCUGAUCAACAGCACUAAACACAAUGAAGAGGAGUUUUCUUUUGGGGUUUCGUUGGGCCUUCGUUUCUAGAGAUUUUUUGUAAUCCUAAAAAUUUAGGAACAGAACAGGCCCUCUCGUUUAUGUUUUUUCUGGGUUUUAUUAGUUUAGUUGUUUUACUGGCUUUAUCCAUGAUAAACUAUGCUUGUAUAUUCUUAAA